Messenger RNA from Aspergillus tanneri, 177 nucleotides. RefSeq lists its product as uncharacterized. The record is from RefSeq and is a predicted model, not a curated record. The transcript has 2 exons. The coding region runs from base 1 to 177 and encodes 58 amino acids. NCBI's taxonomy places the organism in Eukaryota, Fungi, Ascomycota, Eurotiomycetes, Eurotiales, Aspergillaceae.
AUGAAAUUAAUCUGCAACCAGGACAAGAAGAAUAUCAAGAAGCCUUCUACUGCAGAAGAAAUUGAAGAUAUUAGUAAGAAAAGCAAGGAAGAGGUGGAAGAGGCACAUGUUAUGGCCUUGAGAUUGAUGCAAAAAUUCCUCCAAACGACUGCUGGUCCCAACAUCAAGCGGCUGUAG